AGCCAGGUAUGGCUCAGUAAAAAAGGGUCUUAAUUUACAGAUGAGUGAUCGCAAGUUCAAAUUUUCAUAACACUUUAGAAGUGUAUGUUUGAUAAAUUCCCUCCCCUUAUUAUUAUUAUACAAGCUAUAUUAUACUUUUGUCUAAUCUAAAUUACAGUACAUGAAUGGGGAUUCGAACCCGGAUGCAGAGUGAGAAAUACAUUUACUUUAACCAACGUAACUAAACUCAUAUAUGCACUACACCCUUUUCCUUAUAAUUUAGACAAUCACUUCUAUUUAAACCAAAAAAAAAAAAAACGUAUUAUCAGAAAAUUGAACACUUACAAGUAAAAUUUGAGAAAAAAGGGCUAUACCAACCGGUAGCUAGUAAAAAAUGAAAUUCAUUGAUAACUCAGAUAGUUGUAUUCUAUUUUGUGAAUUUCAUUUUUUUAUGACUGGCCUCCCUUCCUUCCUCGCACUAGCAUGCGGGUCGAGUUAAUGACAUUUGCCAAAGAAGAUGCCUGGAACUUCGCUUCUUCUUCUACCUUUGACCAAAAACAAAAAUGCUUUGCCUUUCGGUCUCUCUUAUUUGUCUAUACACCCAUUUCUUUUAAGCAGUCACACAAAAUUAGAGUUCAGGCAUGUAAUAAGCUUAAGCUCCUCAUCAGUCACUACAAUUAAAUCCCAAAAUCUUAUUCACACACAUUUCCUCAUACCCUCAAUUGUUUUUGUUAUUUCUCUUGUGUUAAAGCUCUCUUCUUGGAUGGAAACUUACCUCAAGACCGAAGGCUGCCAAUUGAAACUUGCCCCACUUCAAAUUGCCAAGAACCCAGUAGGAAAGCAAAACAAAAGAAAUAGUGGUUUGCUUGCCGUUCCAGUGCCGAUACUUCAUAUAAGUUAUAACGCAGAGAGCUUUUGGGAUUCUCUUAUUGUCUUUUGUCUCGAUCCCCACUAAAUUGUCAUAAACGAGCUACUAAGUAGGUUCCUGAUGAUCAUGGAAAGAACCUCUACAUCUUUCUCUUCUUCAACUCCUCAAUGGAAAUAUGACGUCUUUCUGAGUUUUAGAGGUGAAGACACUCGAAAGAGUUUUACAGACCACUUAUACACUGCAUUGGAACGUCACGGAGUACUAACUUUCAAGGAUGACCCUGAACUUCAAAAAGGGAAAGCUAUUUCUCCAGAACUUUUUACUGCAAUUCAAGAAUCGAGGUUUGCGCUCAUUGUGCUGUCAAAAAAUUAUGCAUCAUCAACUUGGUGUUUGGAUGAACUUUUAAAGAUUCUUGAAUGCAUGGAAGCAAGAGAAGCAGUGCUACCAAUUUUUUAUGAUGUCGAUCGCUCUGAUGUACGAAAGCAAACAAGAAGUUUUGCAGAAGCCUUCAGCAAACAUGAAGAAAAGCUGAGAGAUGACAUAGAGAAGGUGCAAAUGUGGAGAGAUGCUUUAAGGAAAGUGACAAAUUUCUCUGGAUGGGAUUCAAAGGACAGGUCUGAAUCAAAGCUCAUCAAAGAUAUUGUUGAAGUGGUAGGGAAAAAACUGUGUCCUACAUUGUUAAGUUAUGUUGACGACUUAGUUGGAAUUGAUUCAAGAUUGAAACCAAUCACUUCGUUUUUAGAUGCGAGGGUGGAUGAUGUUUACUUUAUUGGGAUAUGGGGUAUGGGGGGUAUUGGUAAGACAACUAUUGCCAGGGUUGUUUAUGAUAGAAUCUCUCAUGAAUUUGAAUACAAAAUGUUUCUUGCCAAUGUUAGAAAUGUUUAUGAAAAAAGUGGUGUACCUCACCUACAAAAGCAACUUCUUUCCAUGGUUGGGAUGAAAAUGGACGACAUAUGGGAUGCUCGUGAAGGAGCCACAUUGAUAAGGAGGUUUCUACGUCACAAAAAGGUUCUUCUAAUUCUUGAUGAUGUGAACCAUUUGGACCAGUUAGAAUAUUUGGCUGGAAAGCAUGAGUGGUUUGGUUCUGGGAGUAGAGUUCUCAUUACAACUAGAAAUGAGCACUUGUUAAUUGCACAUGGUGUGGAGAGAAGAUCUAAGGUGGAAGGAUUAGGUAAUGAUGAAGCUCUUCAAAUUUUUUGUAGGAAAGCCUUUAGAAAAGCUUACCCCGAAGAAAACCAUCUUGUUUUGUCAAGUUGUGUUGUGAAUUAUGCCAAAGGUGUUCCAUUAGCUCUUAAAGUCUUGGGCUCUUUUUUCUAUGGAAAAGAUACAAGUGCAUGGAAGAGUGCGGUGGAUAAACUAAGAGAAGUUUGUAAUUCGGAAAUUAUGGAGACACUUAAACUAAGUUAUGAUGGUCUAGAUGAUGAUGAGAAGAAAAUUUUUCUAGACAUUGCAUGUUUCUUUAAUGGGAAGGGCAAAGAUCGAGUAAGAGAAACACUGGAUGCUUGCGGUUUAUGUUCAGAUAUUGCAAUACAUGUCCUUGUUGAGAAAUCCCUCUUAACUAUUAAUCCAUCUGGCACUCUAUUGAUGCAUGAUUUGCUUCAAGACAUGGGCCGGGAAAUUGUCCGUCGAGAAUCUCUUGAUGAGCCAGGCAAGCGCAGUAGGUUGUGGCGUAGUGAAGAUGUCAAUCAUGUAUUGAGCAAAAAUACAGGAACAGAAGCAAUAGAAGGUAUUGUUCUGCACCAAGUUGAGCCAAGGGUGGUGUGUGCAAAUGCUAAUUCCUUCUCAAUGAUGAAAAGACUAAGAUUCCUUGUUAUCAAUAAUGUGGACCUCUUAAACAAGCUUGAAUAUCUUCCCAAUAGUUUACGGAUUCUUGACUGGCUCCAAUUUCCUCUAAAAUCUUUGCCACCAUCUUUCAAUCCAAAGAAUCUACAUGAACUCAACAUGCGUAAUAGCUGCAUUGAACAUCUUUGGAAGGGAAUGACGCCUUCUUACUAUUUGAAAAUGAUUGAUCUCAGCCAUUCUUUAAAUCUGGUAAAGACCCCGGACUUUAGAGGUAUCCCGUCUCUUGAGCGUCUGAUUCUUCAAGGUUGUAUACGAUUACAUGAGGUAGACCCAUCUGUUGUGGUGCUUGAAAGACUUACUUUGAUGAACUUGAAAGAUUGCAAAAACCUUGUGCUUCUUCCAAGCAGAGUAUGUGGCUUAAAAUCUCUCAGAGUUUUUAAUGUUUUUGGUUGCUCAAAGCUUGAGAAAUUGCCUGAAGACUUGGGCCAUGUUGAGAGUUUGGAAGAGCUUGAUGCGAGUGGAACUGCUAUACGAGAACCACCUGCCUCAAUUCGGCUUUUGAAAAACCUUAAAGUAUUAUCUCUCUGUGGAUUUAAAGGACCAUCAUCAAAUCCAUGGAAUGUUCUGCUUUUACCUUUCCGGUCAUUGCUGAGAAUAAGUUCAAAUCCUACAACUAGUUCGUGGUUGCCUUGUUUAUCUGGUUUGCAUUCUUUGACACAACUGAACCUAAGGGACUGCAAUCUCUCGGAACGAGCAAUUCCCAAUGAUCUUGGCUGCCUGUCCUCAUUAACACAUUUAGAUGUAAGUAGAAAUGCAUUUGUUAGCCUCCCCAAGAGCAUCUGUCAACUUUCUCGACUUGAAUUUCUUGACGUGGGGCAUUGCCAGAGACUUGAAACAUUGCCAGAGCUUCAGUCUAGUAUAUACUAUCUUGAAGCUUAUAAUUGUAAUUCAUUAGUAGCAUCUGGUCUGGACAUCAUUAGACUCUUUGCUAACUGUCUCAAACAGGUGAAGAAGCUAUUCCGUAUGGGUGCGGAAUAUAUUGAAUCUGAAUGUAAUUAUCUUCAUCCUGGAAAUGAAAUUCCAGAGUGGUACAAUCUUAAAAGUGCACAACUUACCGGAUGUAGUUGUGAAUUAAUUGUUCCUGGAAAUGAAAUUCCAGAGUGGUUCAAUCAUAAAAGUGUGGGGUCUUCAUCAGUAAGUGUAGAGCUGCAUCCAGGUUGGUCUACUGAUUAUAAGUGGAUGGGAUUUGCAUUGUGUGUUGUUUUUGCCAUCCAUGGAAACCGGAGUCUGUCUAGUCCUCGUUAUCCUAUUUAUUGCCAACUGAGUGUAAACGGAGGACCAUUUUGUUGGUGGCCAGUUGCUGGUUGCUCAUUGGGAUCCGAUCAAUCUGGGCCAGACCACCUUUGGUUAUGCCAUGUUCCUUGUCAUUACUUCUUUUUCACUGAGUUGCACACUAGGCUUGAAUUUUUAUUUCUGGUCAACGAAUCAAUAGUGGAAGUGAAGAAGUCUGGGAUCCGUAUAGCAUAUGAGGAAGACGUGAAAGCUCUUAUCAAGCAAACAUAUUCCAGGCAGAGCAGGGUUAGCAUUUGUAAGGAGGUUUUGGAAUUCCCCAAUAGCGAUUGUCAGAAAGCAUCACCAUCUGUAUCACUAUCAGAAUUAGAAUCAAAAUCAGGUGGCAUUGCCACCAAGCGAGGCCUUGAACGCUGUGAUGAUGGGGCACGAUGUAGUGAAAAUGGUUGUAUUAAUGAAGAAGAACCUCAUCCAAAAAGAUCAAAGCAACACUAGCUAUCCUCAUGGGGUGAUGAGGCUUGAAACCUCCUCAAGGCUGAAAGGAAGGACAAGGUGGAGAGUGGACUCUUUCUUGAUAUUUCUUUACUGGUCUGACAGGUUAGAGUUUUCACAAGAUGUUAAGCAAGCAUGCAUUGAUAUAUUGUGCAUCCCACGUACAUCUAAUUCUGGGCAUGAAAUAUACCUUUUGUUCUGUAUUUUAUGUGUGCCCUGCCUUGAAUGCAUGCUGCACCAACCAACUGGUUGAGACAAUCAAUUUUGAAUGCCAUGAUCAAGUGCAAAAAGUGCAACCUUGAAGGCAGCAAAACAAUCCAAUACUCUCGUGCUAGUCAGUUGUGUCAGUGCUCUCAUUUGGUUCACCUAAAUUGUGAUAUAAUAAAAUUUGUCAGAGUUGUUCCAGUUGGGUCUGCUAAACAAUAAUAUUAGCGAAAAUAGUGACCUUUAAAAA
This is a messenger RNA of Prunus persica (peach), 4865 nucleotides long. RefSeq names its product TMV resistance protein N. Gene Ontology annotation, biological process: defense response; signal transduction. The coding region runs from base 968 to 4414 and encodes 1148 amino acids. The record is from RefSeq and is a predicted model, not a curated record. NCBI's taxonomy places the organism in Eukaryota, Viridiplantae, Streptophyta, Magnoliopsida, Rosales, Rosaceae. The transcript has 5 exons. Gene Ontology annotation, molecular function: ADP binding.